Messenger RNA from Labrus mixtus (cuckoo wrasse), 1575 nucleotides. RefSeq names its product ovarian cancer G-protein coupled receptor 1 (gene gpr68). Gene Ontology annotation, molecular function: G protein-coupled receptor activity. Gene Ontology annotation, cellular component: membrane. The transcript has 6 exons. The record is from RefSeq and is a predicted model, not a curated record. NCBI's taxonomy places the organism in Eukaryota, Metazoa, Chordata, Actinopteri, Labriformes, Labridae. Gene Ontology annotation, biological process: cellular response to pH; G protein-coupled receptor signaling pathway. The coding region runs from base 213 to 1460 and encodes 415 amino acids.
CGAAUUAAACCGGACUUUAUCAGAGAAAAAUAAUAAGAUGACCUUUUCAAGCCAGCGCUGAGACCUCCAGCAGACAUGAAGAAGUGUGUGUGUGUGUGGGCGUGUGUCUUUAAACUGUGUUUGUGAAUGUGUCUGAAAAUAUGAAUGCAUGUUAGAGGUGAAGUAGUGUGAGUGUGAGUGUGAGUGUGAGCGGGGGUGUGGUGGUGUUCACCAUGUCUCAGGAAGAAGUGAUAAACUGCACCAUCAGUCAUGAGAUCCACCAGUACCUCUUUUCCUGUGUGUACAUCAUCGUGCUGUUGAUUGGCGUCCCCUCAAACCUGUACUCUCUGUACCAUGCUGCCGUGCAGCUGAAGCAGAAGAACGAGCUGGGAGUUUAUUUAAUGAACCUCACUGUGUCUGAUCUGUUGUACCUGGCGUCAUUACCGCUGUGGCUGCAGUACAUCUUCCAGGAUGAUAACUGGUCUCACAGGGAGUGGUUGUGUCAGCUGUGUGGCUUCCUGCUCUACGAGAACAUUUACAUUAGCAUCGGUUUUCUCUGCUGCAUCAGUCUGGAUCGCUACCUGGCCGUCGUCCAUCCUUUAAGGUUCACGUCUCUGCGCUCCAUGCGAGCAGCGUGGAUCGUCAGCGCUAUCAUCUGGCUGAAAGAGAUCGCUGUGGGCGUUGUUUUCUUCAGACAUAAAGAACUGAGCCAAAACCCCAAGAACCAAUCAGUGUGCUUCGAGCAUUACCCCAUGAAGCCGUGGGAGUAUCCCAUCAACUAUUACCGCUUCACUAUCGGCUUCAUGUUCCCGCUGGCCAUCCUAUCGGUCAGUUACCUGUGCGUCCUGCGUGCUGUGGGUCGGAGCGCUGGGACUCAGCCAGAUCAGAAGACGAGGGUCAGACAGCUGGUCAGCAGCACCAUCCUUAUCUUCCUCGUCUGCUUCUCCCCCUACCACAUCUUUUUGUUAGUGCGCACCCUGCUGGAGCGAGACUGCAUCUUCAUCGCAGGAAUAUUUAACUACUACCACCUGUCGUUGUUGCUCACCACCUUGAACUGCGUGGCUGACCCCGCUCUUUACUGCUUCGUAAGCGAGAGUGCCCGCCGCGGCGUGUACAGAGCGAUAUUCAGGCCCAUUGCCAAGGUGUUAUGUUGCUGCUUUCGUCGCGGCAAUGCCAGCCCCAGCAACCCCACCACGGAUUCCCACGAGGUCGCCACGGACGAAAACAACGGACAUCCGACGGUGACGCUGCUCCAACACACCACCACGCUAAACAACUCAAAAACAGACACUUCGGGGAAAGAAAGUGUUUUAAUCACGCAGACUGAGGAGAAAACUUUGAAACCUUUAAUUAUAGAGAACAGAGACUUUGAAAAAUGUGUGGACACUGAUGGGAAGCCCAGCUGUGUGAUUGCAAUGGAGGAGCUGAGUGAAAACAAAGUGGGGGCUGAAGAAAACAACAAGCUCAACGGCUUGAACUGAAGGUGGAGAAUGCAAAAGGGAUCAACCACAAGUACUGUACAUACCUGUCUGGAUCAGGAGGAUACCCAUGAGUCUGCUGUUAUUGCAGUGUUGUUAACGGCAUCAUAAUCGUGUG